Molecule: messenger RNA, 4711 nt
Organism: Drosophila ananassae
Lineage: Eukaryota; Metazoa; Arthropoda; Insecta; Diptera; Drosophilidae
Gene: wnd
Product: mitogen-activated protein kinase kinase kinase 13-A
Exons: 7
Coding region: 659-3610 (983 amino acids)
Biological process (GO): protein autophosphorylation
Molecular function (GO): JUN kinase kinase kinase activity; ATP binding
Source: RefSeq, a predicted model, not a curated record
UCCCGCUCGCCAUUCAGUUGGCGAAAAUCAAUCGUUUUCGACGGUCGCGCGAGCUCUUCUCUCUGCUCCACGAAAUUGGCGAGCCUGCCUCGUGUCAGUGUGUGUGUGUGUGUGCCGAAAACAACAACAACAACAACCCGCUGCGCUUAUCGCCAAAUCAGUUGGCUCUCUGUGACGACGCAGUUUUUUUUUUUUUUAGCAAAAAAUACGUGAAAUUAUUACACUUUUCUCACACCAACACUCCCCAAAUUGGCCAACGAAAGUGUUACGCGCCUUUAGUUUCUUGUCUCCAGUUUCUUGUAAUUAAAAGAUACAACAACAACAAAAACAACAAGGAGAAGAAGAAGCAUAAAGCAAAAAAAAAACCUUACCAACUUACCUUGACGUCAUUUUUUUAUUAUUAUACAUCGGAUCGGACGACGUACGAAGUUAUAAUUUUUUGUUGUAUUUGGUUUUUUUGGCCAAUGUUGUCGCUGGCGGUGUCGGUGUCGGUGUCGGUGGCUGCUGGUGCUUGGCACGAACGCUUUUAAUCAAAGCCCCACUCUUCACCUGCCCAGGUGGACGGCGGCGGCGUGCGUAAACAAAAACAAAAACAAUAAGCCCACCUGUCAUCAGUGAAAAGCGAGCGUGAAAAUUUGCAUUAUUUGCGAGUGCAUGAAUGAAUGGAAGCCCACAACUAAUUACAAAAACAAAUAGAAAACAAGAACUAAAAAAGAAGAAAACAAAAAGAACCAUGGUCUACUACAUAUCUUUCUUUGGUCAGAAUGACCCACCGGACAAGAUCAUCACCAACGAGAAAAGCGUGGCAUGCCUGCAGGAUGACUUCAACCAUCUGGGCAUAACUGCCACAGACCUGCCCUUCAAGUCGCCCGAUCUCGACUCGCCGCCCCGGCUGCAGCACCAGCACCACAACAACUAUGCGGAGAUCACGGACAGCAGCGCGGAGAACACGUGCCAACAACGCUGGCCACCCCACAGCGGAGGAGCGGCCGGAGCUGGGGUCUUUGGGCAUCCGGAUAAGCCCAUCGGAUGGAUGUACGGCCUGCUCGGAUGUAUGAAGCCGGUGCUUUCGUUUAUUGGAAAGACUGGGGUCAUUGAGGUGAAGAGCCAGCGCAGCGAGGACUGGGAGAUCCCAUUCGAGUCUGUAUCAGAUCUGGAGUGGCUGGGCAGUGGCGCCCAGGGAGCCGUCUUCAGCGGGAAGCUCAAGAACGAGAUAGUGGCCGUGAAGAAAGUCAAGGAACUAAAGGAGACGGACAUCAAGCAUCUCAGGAAACUAGAUCACGAGAACAUCAUCAAAUUCAAAGGAGUUUGCACGCAAUCGCCGGUGUUCUGCAUCAUCAUGGAGUUCUGUCCCUACGGUCCACUGCAGAACAUACUCAAGGAGGAGCAAGUCAUGUUGCCGUCCCGCCUGGUCUCCUGGUCCAAGCAAAUAGCAAUGGGGAUGCAGUACCUGCACUCCCACAAAAUAAUCCACAGGGAUCUGAAGAGCCCGAAUAUCCUGAUUAGUACAAACGAGGUGGUGAAGAUCAGCGACUUUGGAACGAGUCGAGAGUGGAAUGAGAUCAGCACCAAGAUGAGCUUCGCCGGCACGGUGGCCUGGAUGGCGCCGGAGGUGAUCCGGAACGAGCCCUGCUCCGAGAAGGUGGACAUCUGGUCGUACGGCGUGGUGCUCUGGGAGAUGCUCACCUGCGAGAUACCCUACAAGGAUGUGGACUCCUCGGCCAUUAUCUGGGGUGUGGGCAACAAUUCGCUCAAGUUGCUGGUGCCCAGCACCUGUCCCGAGGGAUUCAAGCUGCUCGUGAAGCUGUGCUGGAAGAGCAAGCCGCGAAAUCGUCCGUCCUUCCGGCAGAUACUCUCCCACCUGGACAUUGCGGGUCCGGAGCUCUUGCGGAAAACCGAAAAGCAAUAUUUCGAGACACAGAAGUCGUGGAAGGAGGAGGUGCGAUCGCAUCUGAAGGAGAUCACGCAGAACGGCACCAGCAUCCAUAAGUACGAGCAGGAUCUGAUCAAGCGGCGGACUGCGGAGUGGCAGCAUGCCCAGGACAUUCGGAUGGUCUACGAGAAGAAGCUACAGAUAACCAAUGAGCUGUUCUUGGAGCUUAGCGAGUGCAUGACGCAGUUGCAGGAGAAGGAGAAGGAGAUUGCAGAACGGGAACGGAAACUACCGGGAAGUGGCUACAAACCAUCGCGGCGGUUGGGCAACACUCUCAGGAAAAUGCAGCACUAUCGGCGACGUCUCAACGGCCCACCGGCGGCCAUCCAACAGCAGUCCACCACGCCGGAUCCCGAAACCACACCAGAGUCCCCCGUCAAGUGCGUUCUCUACGCCCAGCUAGACAGCAAUUGCCAACCGAAAUCUUAUCUCGGCAACAUAAUUCCGGGAAGUGGCCUGGGGGGCACUAUGCCGUCGAAAAACAAGAAAAUAUUACGACAUCGCCGUAACGGUUCCGGUUCCUUUGGCGCCCCGCCGAAGUACAGUCCGACGAGAGAUCGGCGGUAUCAGAGCGAGCCGGAGAACAGAAAGGUUCAGCUGGUGGAGCGGCAGACCCAAACGGAUGCCAUGGAUGUCAGUGAGACGGAUAUUAGUCCCAGUGCGGAAGUCCCUCGGUCGCAGCCCAUGGACGUGCCAUUGGUUCCCAAUCACCGCCAGCUGCCGUUGCAGCUCCAGAGGGUGCAGAAGAUGGCCGAGGCCCAGGCGAGGGCCAGAAACGGAAGCUUCUCAUCCGCUGUCGAUGCCACGAAUCCCGCUAGUCCCUCGAACGGAAACUCACUGAGCACCAGCGAACUGACCUACCAGGACGCCUGCUCCAGCCCCGAUCAGCUCAUCGAUGACGUUAUGAACAGCAACGAGCGGCUGGACAUCACGGAGUGCUGCAGUGACAACGAGAAUCUGGAGCGCCUCGGUCGCAAGGUCAUCGAAUUCAUCAACGAGAACCGCCUGUCCAUCCAGUCCAACACGAACUCCAACUGCAAUACGGAGAAUGGGAAUGGAGGCGCCUCCCCCGUGGAAGGCAACAGCCCGUGCCUGAGUCGAUGCAGCAGCACGCAGAGCAAGCGACGGAAGCACCCGCUGGGAGAUAGUCCGAAUGGAAGUUCCGGAAACAACGCGAAUGGCGAGUCCCAUGAACAGGAUAGCUGGUCGGACGAGGAGGGAGAGACCACAGACUACAAGCACGCUCUAAGGAGGCGAAGCAUUGGACGGCAGCCUAUUGGACGCGGAAUGAGACUACGGCGGAUUUACAAAGCACCGCUCUCGCAGAAGGUGGCCAUCCACAAACGGAACGUGGUGAUCGUCUCCGACGAGGAGGAGAACACCUCCGAGUACAGCCACUCGCCUUCCAGCCACCAUUCGACGCUGGAGAGCAACACGGACAUUGCCUCGGCAAUGAAACAAACCCACACCACAUCCACAUCCACCUCCACGCACAGCUGCAGCGACCCAGAUGACAAUUCAAGUGAUUCCAGCGACGAGGAGGAAAUGGUUCAUCCAGCAAAGGUCAAUUCCAAGGCAACGGGCAAGGGCCCCGCUCUGCCCAUGGGCGCUGUGCGAAGCAGCGAUAUUAUAUCCAUACCUACCUUCGAGGCUGACGGCGCCGUCAACAUGGUCUAACCUAGUACGAUAUGUAGCCUAAGCGAGAACUCCUACACUUAACCCCACAUUAGAGUGGUCUACUUAACAACUAUCUCUAUAUAUACUCAACGAGAAAUCGCCCCCAAUUGUACGGUAUUAUCUAUGUUCGUGUCCAAAUCUCCAACUCUAUCUUAUUUAUAUGUAGAAGUGUAAGCGUUGGAUCUCCUCCUGCAGGCGUUGAUCGUUUCGGGAGGAUCUGCAUCCGUUUGGGUUUUGGGGCAAUCUUAAUUUGUAUCGUACUUGUAUGACAUGCAUUUCCUACUUUGCUGAAUAUAAUUUUGCAUUAGUCUUAGUUGUCAUUAUGAUUAUUAUUAUUAUUACUGUCCUUAGAGAGCUGCCUUUGUAAUAUAUUUAAUGAGAAUGCCCUAAUUGUAAUCGUUUUUUAAGUCACUAGGCAUAGAGUUUUUUUGUUCGACUAUAAGAGAGCUUGAACCACAACCACAAAAAUCGAACUACAAACAAACAAAUUAAUAGAAUCGGCCUCAGGCAUUAUAUAGGAUGGAAUAGAGAAAUAGUCAGGGAUAUUUUUUAUAAAAACAAAAUUUGCAAAUGACUCGAAGGGGGACGGAGGAAAUGGUUUUUUAAGAAGCGAGCGCAUUGUAUGUAUAAUUUUUUAGUCGCAUUCGAGGGCCGAUCUUCCAAUUAUUUUGGGCGGGUUGGCUCUUCGAUUUACCGAAAAAUCUUACUUUCGAAAUGCACAAAAUUCAAAGCUUCAGUGCCUUAAUGCAAAAAUAAAAUAAAAAAUACAAUGAAAGUGAAAAAUGAUAAGAAUUUGAAUAAAAAAUAAUGAAUAAUUUGGUAGAUCUGUUUGGCUAUGACUAUGUACUUAGUCAACAGUGUUUCGCCCCUCUGCAACCGAAUUACAAAUUUAAUAUAAAUCUAUAUACACUCGAUAUAUAUUAUGAUAUAUAUUCUAUAUAUUUACACACUAGUUGGAUGUUUAGCUUCGUAAGAUGCGUCGCGCCGUGUCGGCAACCGCGACAUUUCUCUACAUUAUUUGAAUGUACUCCAUAUUAAGUUUAAGUUUAACGACUCAUACGAAUUAGCAAUAAUAAUAAUAAUAAAAACAACAACAAUUAA